Xyrichtys novacula (pearly razorfish) is the source of this 7760-nucleotide messenger RNA. The record is from the annotation of a GenBank genome assembly. NCBI's taxonomy places the organism in Eukaryota, Metazoa, Chordata, Actinopteri, Labriformes, Labridae.
AGGCCCGUGUCUCAUAGGCUGGAGCACAGACUACAAUCAUGUGACAUGCGCACUCGGCCCUGUUGUUGAGUUUUGUUAUGACAAGUCGAGGCCUCGGACUAAAUUAGGAGCGUACCCCUUGUGUCUGUCCAGGCGAUUCCGCGAUGGAGAGUAUGGACCUGGACCUGGACCAGGAGCUCAUGCAGAAGUUCAGCUGCAUGGGGACGACAGACAAAGACAUCUUGAUAUCGGAAUUUCAGAGGCUCCUCGGGUUUCAGCUAAACCCUGCCGGAUGCGCUUUCUUUCUGGACAUGACCAACUGGUGAGCUCGGUGACUCGUUUGGCCUCCUAUGCGCUUUCUCAUAGACUCAUGCUGUAUGCUAAUCGCUCUUUAGUGGUCAUACACUCUGCAUUUGGUUAUGAAGUAAUGAAAUUGAAUCACAGACGGUGUUCUCCUUCGUUGUGAUCCAGAGUGAGAGGGUUUACGUUAGCGUGGGUACAAUGACAGCUAACGACGCUGUAGUAACGUAACAGGCGUUAGCUGAGUCACCGACUUCUGAUUGCCUGGCAGGGACGCAGUGAAGGCUGCUUCGUGUAUGUUUCUCAUUUUAAAACACACAGUCGGAUAAAUAAACAUUUAGAGACUCAACUUCGUGUCUUAACUCGACACGAACGCUAUUACGUGUAAAUUCUUGUGUUUUCUUUCUGUGGGGGGUUUCCGUGUUUGUUCGGGGGGGAUAGACAGGAGUUAGACGUUAGCUGGUUAGCUCGUUAUAGGACAAAACGGACUAUUUAAAGUUCUCAAACAGGCUAAUAUGUUUUUGUUGUGCUUUUUGUAUGUUAGGACCGCGUUAAACAGCCGUAAUACAGUCGUUAUUAUUGGCUAAGAUGAUGAAACAUUACUGUAUGAGUGUCUCUCCUUGACCAUAGUGCGGAUAGACUGUAUUAUGUAACCUUUCGACACCAUGUCUGCAGAGAGCGGCUCCAAGCUCACUCUAUGGGCCUCCUCGACAGUUUCAUGUUACAGGACAAAAUAAUGUUUCUACAUUUUUAGAGGGUCUCUUUAACUUUUUAGACUUCCUGUGACCUUUUGAUAAAACCACAACAACACUUGGAUGACCGCAGAGUCAAGGAAGGUGUCAAUGACGGAAAUGUUGCUCCAAGAAUCUCCCUGUACUAGUGUGUGCUUUUGUGCGCAUAUGCAGUUUGGAGCUAAGGCACGGUGUAUGGAAGAUUACAGAGACGGUGUACAGGCACAGCAGACUGUAGUAGUAUCACGUGAUGUGGUGUAAUAGCUGCACUGCAACUGGCUUUCUAAAAAUAAAACUGCUGGUUUAUGGAUGACCAGCGUGUUACAGGAAGUUCCCAGUCGCUGUCUUUGUGCGGGGCUGCAGAUAUCUCAGUGACAAUAUAUGCAAAAUGAGAUUUUAGAAAUGUAAUCAUUGAGUACUACAGUUGGCUGAUUAUUGGCAUUGGCAGAGUUUACAGCUUUUGGCACAACUAUCAGUCAUGUCCUUAAAUCUAAAGGAUAACCAGUGUUUUUUUUUUCUCUUUUUAAAGAAUAUAUCUAAAAUCAAUUUUAACGUUAGAACACUAUCGUUAAAAUCGUAACACCAUAUACUUGUCUUCAAAAUAGGACAAUACAUGACAAAUUAAAGUGAUUUUCUAUUAUUUUUAACUGUGUAAUAUCCAAAGGGAGGGAAAAAAGUGCCACGAGGGGACCAUAUAAAAAUGCAACAAAAUAACUGAAACUAGGCAUUCAUGAACAAAUAGAUCCCUAAAAAAUUAUAGAAACUCUAAACUAAGGCUGUGUCCGAAAUGAAUCACUCAAUCCCUAACCCAGUGGUUCUCAAGUCCAGUCCUCGAGCAUUCCUCGAAAAUUCCCUUGAAAAUCACUACUUUGUGGUAGUUAUUCACGCCUAAAUAAAGAUAAGACACAAAUUCCAGGACCACUCUUAACUGACCUUAUUCGCCUACAUGCAGCUAUCAAAUCCACCCUAACCUACUUAUUCCCUAUCACCCAAACACGUGCCUGUAGGAAAAAGCAGGUUUUGGAUCAGGAAAACAAAUAUGCUUUCAAAGAUGUCAAAGGAAAUGUUAAAGCUACCCAGGGAACCAUGAUACUCAGACAAAUGCAACAUAAUGAAAAUCACGUAAACAUGUUUGGUCAGGUGAAAAUCACCCGGUGAUAGUGUUCUAGGUUUAAACAUAUUACCGGCUUGGAUAACAAUAUUAUUAGACUGUGAUGUGAAUGGAAUAAUCACACUAUACAUGAUUUGUUGUGUAAUUCUAGUCAGUCUCUUAUUGUGCAAUCUCUAGUUGAAGUAAAGCCCAGCACAGUGGGUCAAAGUCCUGCUCAGGAACAGGAUGAGACUUGUAGUGCAAGCUGCUUUACAGUUGUGGAUCUCCUGUGUUAAUAACACAUUGCACUCUUAACUAAAUCUCUACUGAUCACCUUCUGUUUUCCAGGAAUUUACAAGCAGCCAUCGGAGCCUACUACGACUUUGAGAGUCCCAACAUCAGCGCACCUUGCAUGUCCCUCGUGAAGGAUGUAACAAUUGGGGAAGGUGAAUCGGUGCCACCAGACACACCUUUCACAAAGACCUGGAGGAUACAGAACACAGGUAAGUGUGCCAGGAUGACCAGCUGAUCACAGACAAACCCUCCAAACUGAAAACUAAUCACAUGCACGUACUGUAUGUGUCUUCCAGGUGCAGAGUCCUGGCCUCCAGGGGUUUGUCUGAAGUAUGUCGGAGGAGAUCAGUUUGGUCACGUGAACAUGGUGAUGGUGCGGUCUUUAGACCCGCAGGAAAUGACGGAUGUGAGUGUGCAAAUGCAGAGCCCUGUGUCUCCUGGCAUGUUCCAGGGCCAGUGGAGAAUGUGCACAGCUACCGGCCUUUACUACGGAGGUAAGGACAACAAAAAAUAGAAAUUAUUUCUUUUCAUGAUUUGGAAUAUACUGACACAAUAAAGCCCAAAAAGUAUCAUUUGAUGGCUCUUUUUCUUCAAUUUCAGUAUGACUAUUUCUCUGGAUGGAAAACAUUUAGUACCUGAAAGAGUAUGAACCAGAUUUGAUAAUUAUUGGUUGCAGUCUAUAAACUAAGGUCAGACUGUGACGCUCUUACAUAUAAGGUCAUGUUUGCAAAGGCUAAUAUUUGUCAAGAAUAUGUAAUUAUUGAAACAUCUCUGCCUAAUUAGAGGGUAUGUGGGCCAAUGCUAAGCCCAUACUGUUCUGUGUACAUGGCAUGUGUCAUCACCAAAAUGCCAAUCACUUGAUAUCGCUGUCCUUACUUGGAGUUCAGUCAAGUCGAACACAGAGGGUGGAGAGUUUUUAUGUUCGACAGUCAGAGUGUUAAAACCUGCUCUGUGAAUCAGAAAAAAGACUCAGAGUGAUGAUGAAUCUCUUGUUUAAAAUGAUUGCUCUCCCUGGUUCCUCUAAGAACUUUAGAAAAAUACCGGCAUCCUCUCUGCAGCACUCUGGCACAUCUCCUUGUGUAUCUGGAUGAUUUUCAGCCUCUGCUUAGCACAGCCUCCCUUCUCCCUGUGUGAAAAACAGAACAGGUUUAUGACUGAUUCCAAACAAACAGCAAGUCGUACUUCAAAAUCCACUCAUUUAACAGUGAUAUUUAAUACAUACUUUGACGCCUUGCAUGCUUAAAUGCCAGGUAGUACUUCAAACCCCCUAAAAGUCUUCUAUUAUGCCCUAUAGUUGGUUGCUUUGAGGCUCCAAAUAGUUUUAGUGGUUGCAGUAUAUUAAAAUCAUGACGUUCUGUUGUCGGAGAGCUCUAUCAGUGAUUGUCAGACAUCAGCAAUGAAUGAGUCGGCUCCUCCUAUGGCGAUUUAUCUGCAGUAGUAAGACCACACUACUGAAGAUUAAGUGGUAGAUUAUUAAGUAUGCGUUUCCUCCAGCGAAACUCAUUAAAAAACUUUCUGGCUAUUCGAUCAGUGUGCAAAGAUUAAAUCUAGAGUCAUUCGUUUACUUGAUUUAUGUCUCCUCAGGACUUACUUUCUUACUUACCUUCUUAAGCCGCAGGAGAAAGCCGAAUAAAAAUUCAUACUUGUGGUUAAUAAUUCAUGUCAGUGAUCUUUGGGAUAAUUCUUCACCUUAAAACACCUAAAACCUUUCGGUUUAAGUGUAGAAAAAUGCAAACCUGGAGGCAGCAUAUCGAUCAUUUACUGUCUGAGCUGAUCAUGACAUUCUGUUUGUUUCCCCACACAGAUGUCAUUUGGGUGAUCCUGAGCGUGGAGGUGGGAGGCCUCCUCGGCGUCACCCAGCAGCUUUCCUCCUUCCAAGCCGAGUUCAACACCCAGCCUCACCGCAGUGUCGAAGGGGACUACAACCCCUUCGCCUCGCCGGAGAAGAACAAGUGCCCCAACAGCAACAACAACAGCCUCCAUGACGCCAGCAAUCACAGGGUGGCAGAGGAACACUGGCAGAGAAAGGGCGCUGAGCUGCAGCAAGAUCAGAACGGACUUUCACACAACUCUGUGGAUUUAGUAGCAAACAGUCUACAAAACAAUUUAUCAGUAGUCUCUUAUAACCAGGUAAGACCUUUUUAAAGCCAAAGAGAUCCCUCUAACUCCUGAACUAUAGUCAGGUCUAUUAACUAAUCUGUCAUAUAGCACCAAAACUACAUACUAAGAUACCUUUUAAUAUAAUUGUAUGCAUGAAAUAUUGCUUAAGGCUUAUAAACACCCUUGGUUUUUAAAUCAUAAGAUUUAAAAACCAAGGAGCCAAUUUGCAGAUCAGUUUAGUGACAUUGAACAGACUUAUGAUGACUGUUUUAGCGUCAUUGCAAGCUAAAAUUAUCCAACAGCAAUCAGAUCUAAUUAGGAACACCUCAGAUUGAUCUAAAUGCUUUAAACCAAAGAAUAAACAAAGUCAUACCUCAGGCCCAUAGACUGUAUAUACUAUGGAUAACUUGGUUCCGCCUCCCACCAGUAUACAGAUUUGGAGCCAAAAAGCCCCUGCGUAUUUCUGCGAUUUUUCUUCAUUUCCUGAAACCAACAAUCGGCAGGAGAGUCCCUGUGAUGACCCUCCCCCCGGGUGAGCUACGCAAUCCCUGGAAGCCAAUAGGCUGUAUCAGGUGUCAAUCGUAAAAAACAUGAACCCCCUAAUAUAAGGUGACCAGACGUCCCCGAUUUCCGAGGACAGUUCCCGAAUUGGAUGACCUGUCCCCGGCAAAAGCUGUUCCCGAAAAUGUCCCCGAUUUAAGUGUUUCAUGAAUGAGAACAAAAAUGUUGCGUGUAGGCUAGAACAACGGUUAUCACAGUAGCCAAAUGGGUAAAAAGGACAAGUAAGCAGUCGUGAACACCAGUUUUUACGGGGGGUUAUUACAAAAGGUGUGCGCUGCUACUAAAUAGUACUGAGAUGUUGUCUAAAGUUUGUCCACAGCCCCAUGAGCUUUGCUGGCGGAGGCGGGAUUUAUGACCUAUACUGCACCCUGUCAACAGAGGGUGCUGUUCUCGGAGUGGCUUCACCCAGCGAGGAGGCAGACGGCGUCCAUUCUAUAUACAGUCUAUCCUCAGGCCUGACGAUGGUUUUAGUUAAAAGAUCUCUAAAGGUUCCUGAAGUAGCCAGGGGAGGAAGUUAAAACGGUGCAGUUUGUCCAAGUAAACACCCAGAGUUAAUCAGGUUUACUGCCUUUGAAGACAGUGGAAAGCUGCAAAUGUCCACUUUAGAGAAGCACAAACAUGUACGUAGAGAAACAGAGAUGAGAAAGGGAUAGUAUGCAUCAUUUUUUCAGUCUCAUUUAGCUGUCUUCUUCCAUGCCAUGCAGCUAUACUUUCUGUUUUUCUUGCAGGGUAUACAGGAGCCCUAUCCUUUUGGGCACUCUUAAAUCAUGGGACUUGUCACAGUGAAGCAGCACUGAUCUGUACCUCUGGAGUCUGUCACACCACCAAGAGAAGGAAGAGGCUUUAUCAGCAGCUGGCAGCGAGUGUGUGGAGAUUCAAAAACUCUUUAUGCAAAGUCCAGCUCCACUUUCUUUUUUUUUCUUUUUUUUCUGACAAACCAGAGGCCAACGCUCCUGACGUGCAGCUCUACCAACAUCCCACAACCCACUGUAUGCACGCGUGAAUGCUAAGUUAAAGAUGAGUGCUAUGAGUCCUUCGAGUGAAUACUUCUUCUUUUUUUUUGUUUUUCAGAUAUUUUUUAGUUGUCAGAGAGUGAAAAUGAAACAAUGACAAGAGUGUGUAUUUGUGAAAAUGUGUGUAUACGUGUGCAACUGGAAAGAGAGACUUUGGAGGAAAAGCCAUUAACGUUGCCAACUGAUUCUCCGGUUUCUGCUCUGACUCUUCGUGCAUCAACCGGGUCUCGAAAAACAAAACAUCGGAUUUCAUAACUUGAUUUUUAUUUUAAUUUUGAAAUACAGAUUUUUAUAAGGAGACAAACAGCGACAUCUUUAAGAGAUACACUAUAUGAUUAGACAUUAUAUGAUCAUUCAAAGGUAGUAAGCUGUAAAACAUGGCUUGUGUAUGAAGAGUAGUAGUGUCUGUGCUGUCCUAUUAUCUGCUAAUUUAGAUGCAAAGCUGUUUUUUUUCCACUAGAGGGGGUCAACCACAACUCUUAGUACAAGACUUCAACAUUUUGUAAGCUACAUUCAGCAAAAACGGUAGAAAAAAUCUCUGAAACUUGAUCUGAUUUGGCAUAAAAGUUAAAGAAAUCCCUUCAGUGGAGAUAGAGUCAAUGCUGGCACCUGCAUUUACACACUUAUAUAGAAAAAUAUAAGCAGAAUAUUAUUAAUAGCAAUAAAGAAGUAUUAGAGAUUCUCCAGUCAUUACCAGAAUGUAAGAUUCAGCUUAUUUUUACAUGCUUGCAUUAAAUUUAAACAUUAAAUGUUACAGGAUUAAUGCACAAUAUGCCACAAGACAUUGAGUUCCGGUCACGUGACUGGUGGCUAAGUCAUAUUUUUACAUCAUAAAAACAUUUUUAUCUAAAUUUUCAUUUCAAAGCUGUCUGACAUGCUUUAAACAUUAUAUUAAGUUGAAUGUAUUUGACGAAUGUAGAAGAUGAUCAUGUAUUUGGAAGCAUAUUAAUUUACCCAAAGAUUCAUCAUUGUAUAUUUACAUUAGACAAUUUUUAAAGGUGUAACUGUUGUUAUGAAUUUCCUGUCUGUUGUUGAUGGUUGACAUUCUUGUCCUAAACUUGUUCUUCUUAAAAUCACAACACAUUGGGAAAGUUGAUGAAGUUUGAUCAUUUAAGUUUCGAUCUGUUAAGAAUAAUGUCAGAUCCACAUCAUUGCAGUUUAACUUGCACUAACUGGCUGAUCUAUGCACUGAGAGAUGACGAGGUCCGUGCGUGCUUUCCUCCUCAGCAAGUACAGUUAAGUCCUGAAGGGUUUAUCACCUCUGUGAUUUUAUCUGUCCUGAGUUAGACCACCUCGUCAGGUAAACGCCUCUUUUUCAUUAAAGAGCUAACUGUUAGCCCCAGGGCAUACUGAGCUCUGACUACACCAGCCAGGAAAUGAUACUACAUGUAAAAGUGCAUCUCUGGGCUACUUUUCUCUUUCACUCAACAUUUUCUGUUGCAAACUGUAGGUGAUAAAUGUUUCUCCAUGCUGUCAGUGUCAAUUCAUCAAGUGCAGAGUGUGUUUUGUUCUCUGUGUGAUGUCUCUCUGAAGUUUCCACUGGCCAGAUUGCAGAAUGAAUCAGUUGGCAUUAGACUCAAACAACAGCACAUUUAUGAGAGUGAGGAAGUGCAAACAGAUGAAAGCUUUUUUUCCCUGUGUGUUUGAUGAAUGUUUGUACGAUUAAAUUAUCACUGAAAGCUCAAGACUUGU